AUGCGGGUCCUGUUGAGCGUCCUAUACCCGGUCCUUUCCCUCACCAUCUUCGGAUUAUAUCCAUCCAUGACUAUCGGCCCAAAGGAGGGCUGGCAGGUGUACAGCUCAGCCCAGGAUGCUGAUGGGCGCUGUAUCUGCACAGUGGUGGCACCAGAACAGAGCCUGUGCUCCAGAGAUGCCAAGAGCAGACAGCUUCGCCAGCUACUAGAGAAGGUGCAGAACAUGUCCCAGUCCAUUGAGGUGCUGAACCUGCGAACUCAGAGGGAUUUCCAAUAUGUCAUGAAGAUGGAGAACCAGAUGAAAGGCCUGAGAACCAAAUUCAGACAGAUUGAGGAUGACAGGAAAUCCAUCAUGGCCAGAAACUUUCAGGAGCUUAAGGACAAGAUGGACGAGCUGAAGCCAUUGAUUCCCGUGCUAGAACAGUACAAGAUGGAUGCUGCGCUCAUCUCCCAGUUCAAGGAGGAGAUCAGGAAUCUGUCGGCAGUCCUGACAAGCAUCCAGGAGGAACUUGGCGCUUAUGAUUAUGAUGAGCUCUAUCAACGAGUCUUGAGACUGGACAGCAGGCUCCGUAGCUGUAUGGGCAAACUAACGUGUGGGAAAUUAAUGAAAAUCACUGGACCUGUUACAAUAAAGACAUCUGGAACCCGGUUUGGCGCAUGGAUGACUGAUCCUCUAGCAUCAACCAGAAACAACAGGGUAUGGUAUAUGGACAGUUAUACCAACAGCAAGAUCGUACGUGAGUUCAAGACAAUGGAGGACUUUGUGGCAGGAGUAGUUUCUCGAACCUAUAACCUCCCAUUCAAAUGGGAGGGAACCAAUCACAUUGUCUACAAUGGAUCGCUUUACUACAACAAGUACCAGAGCAACAUUAUCGUCAAAUACAGCUUCGAGACUGGCACCGUGUUGGCCCAGCGAGCUUUGGAGUUUGCUGGCUUCCACAACAUGUACCCAUACACAUGGGGAGGGUACUCCGAUAUCGAUAUCAUGGCUGACGAACUGGGAAUGUGGACCGUGUAUGCGACCAAUCAAAACGCUGGAAAUGUCGUCAUCUCCCAAAUUGAUCCUGACACCCUCCAGGUGCUGAAGACUUGGAACACCGAAUACUCCAAAAGGAACGCAGGCGAAUCAUUCAUGAUCUGUGGGACGCUCUAUAUCACUAACUCUCACCUGUCAGGAGCAAAGGUUUACUACGCAUACUCUACGAAGACGUCAUCUUACGAGUACAUAGACAUUCCUUUCCACAACCAGUACUUUCAUAUCUCCAUGCUUGACUACAACGCCAGAGAGAGAGCGCUGUAUGCCUGGAAUAACGGACACCAGGUAAUAUUCAAUGUCACCCUCUUUCACGUCAUAAAAACAGAUGAUGACUCUUAG
This is a messenger RNA of Scomber japonicus (chub mackerel), 1374 nucleotides long. It is a transcript of the gene olfm3a, whose product is annotated as olfactomedin 3a. The coding region runs from base 1 to 1374 and encodes 457 amino acids. The transcript is spliced from 6 exons. The record is from RefSeq and is a predicted model, not a curated record. Gene Ontology annotation, biological process: signal transduction. Lineage: Eukaryota; Metazoa; Chordata; Actinopteri; Scombriformes; Scombridae.